AUGCGCACCCAAACCCUCCGCGGCAACUGGCAACUCGCCUCCAAGGCGCACCAACACAUCCUCUCCACCACCCCGCGCCCCGCAACCCCCGAAAUCCACAUCGCCAUCUGCGGCGCCGCCGACAGCGGCCAACGCACCCUAGCAACCAGCUACAUUAGAGACUGGCACGCCGACAAGGUCGACGACAGCGACAUGCCCACACGCUGCAUGCGCAGCAUCGCCGAGCGCGAGGUCGUCGUGACGCUCACGUAUCCGCGGUGCGAGUGGCUGACGCAUCACGACGGCGGGGUGCGGGCGAGCAUGCGGGCGACGCUGGCGCGCGCGGACGGGCUGCUUUAUGUGUAUGAUGUGGGUAGCCGGGCGAGUUUUGAUGGGUUGGAGGGGAUUCAUGGGUGUGUGGAGGAGGAGAAGGGGGAGGGGAGGAGGGAUGGGGUGGUGUGUGCGGUUGUGGCGGGUGGGGUGGAGAGGGCGAGGACGGAGUGGGAGGUUACGGAGGAGGCGGGGCGGAGGUUGGCGGAGGGGUGGGGGGCUGGGUUUGUGAGUUUUGAUGCUAGGGAGGAUAGGGAUGGGGUGGUUAGGGGUAUGGUGGAGUUGAUGGUGAGGGAGGCGUUGAGGAGGAGGGAGGGGGGAAAGGGGGGAUUGAGGAAAGGAGUGGGAAAGAAGAGUCCGUUGGCGGUGUUGAAGAGGGUUUUGUCGGUUUCGAGGUGAUUGGAAUGGGUUGGUUGGUUAGAUUCUUUGGUUUUGAUGUUAUUCUCGAGCGAUCGUGCGACGCGGAUACCCCGUUGAAUCAAGUGAGGCAGUGCUAGAUACUGGAAAUGAGAGCUUGCAAACUGAGUGAAAUCAGUAGAUCAUCUACUGGACAGCCGCAAAGCGAGGUGUUUGAUGUAGAGGAAUGGGCGUUUUGGCUACUGCAACAGACUCGAG
Pseudovirgaria hyperparasitica is the source of this 924-nucleotide messenger RNA. RefSeq lists its product as uncharacterized. The coding region runs from base 1 to 708 and encodes 235 amino acids. The transcript has a single exon. The record is from RefSeq and is a predicted model, not a curated record. Lineage: Eukaryota; Fungi; Ascomycota; Dothideomycetes; Acrospermales; Acrospermaceae.